This is a messenger RNA of Paramecium sonneborni, 790 nucleotides long. The record is from the annotation of a GenBank genome assembly. NCBI's taxonomy places the organism in Eukaryota, Ciliophora, Oligohymenophorea, Peniculida, Parameciidae.
AAUGAGUGAUGAUAAUAUGUAGAAUUUGUUGAACAAAAAACAAACUUUUGAAUCAAAAUAUGAAGUAUGAAUGUGAAUUACAAAGGAAAUUGUAGCAUUAACAUUACGAAUCAAUUAAUUGUAAGAUUCAGUCUAAAGAAAUCUUGAUUUGGAUGACGAGCAUAUGACAUUAAUCCAAUUAUAGAGAGAUUAGUCGUAAAUAUAGAUCAUAAACUAUAUUUAGUAAGAAACUAUUAGAGACAAUACAAACUAUGAUAAAUGAACUUGAUAAAAAUGCUAAAGGUUUCGAAUAAAAAAAAUAAGUUAAGAAUGCUAAACAAUAGUUAUCGAAAUAAAAAGAUCGAUAUUAAUAGCUAUCAAAAGAAUUAAAUAAAUUAUCAUUCACUUAGACUGAGCAAAUUAAUAAUAAAGUUUAACAACAGCAUUAGAAUUUUGAAAAGUAGGAAUAACAAUAUAGUUCGGAAGCUUUAGAUUUAGAACAUUAAAUGAUCAAAGAAAGAUAAGAAGACAUUAAUCAUAUUGAAAAACAAUCAUUAACUUUAUAAAAACUAAUGAAUGAAUUGGGAUUAAAAGUUAAUGAUUAGGGUAGGUAAACUGUGUAAUUUAAGAUUAGUAACUUGAUUUGAUUGUUCAUGAUCUGUAAUCAACAAAAUCAAAUGUCCAAAAUGCUAAUUAAGAGAUUAGAUAAGCAGCUGAAAGUUAAAAAUAAUCAAGAUCAAAAUAUUAUAUUAUGUUAUUUAUUGCUUCAAUAUUAUUGUUAGGAACAUUGGGGGCAUUAUUAAUUUCUUGA